AUGACGUCGUCUGAGAUCCACAUGAAGGUGAAAUCAUGUGACAUGAUGUACUUAUGUACGCCGGAAGAAAUUGCCAUCAAUCCGCUGUGCGGCACAGACGGUCGGACGUAUAACAGUCUGUGCGAGGUGAAAAAGGUGUCCUGCCACGGCAGUCCCGUCCAGGUUCCUACCGUAAUUUUCGCAGAUAAUGCCAAAUGUCGUCUGGAGCGUGCGUUUCAGCAGAACAUCGCCUCGAAACGAAACGGCUCGGCGAUUUUCAUUCCCGAAUGCGAGCCAGACGGCACCUACUCUGUUGUUCAGUGUCACCGAAGCACCGGCUACUGCUGGUGCGUCACCAACAACGGUAAGCCUAUUCCCGGGACCUCGGUGCGCCAACGAAAGCCAAAGUGUUCUCCUCAAGGUGAGAGUAAACGAGUCUUUCAUGACUCGUGCGUUGUUCGUCUCUAG
Messenger RNA from Soboliphyme baturini, 447 nucleotides. Lineage: Eukaryota; Metazoa; Nematoda; Enoplea; Dioctophymatida; Soboliphymatidae. The record is from the annotation of a GenBank genome assembly.